AUGAGGAGGCACAGUAACUCGGCAGCGAAGUUCCUUCGGCGUGGUGAGCACCAUUCUUACCGAAGUACAGGCGCAGCCUCGCUGGAUAUUGACGCCUCCGUUAUUUUUGAAGAUGAAGCAGGGACCGACGCCCCACGCAGCUGCUCCCCCGCACGAUCACCAAAGCCAAGUCAACUAACACUGUCAGGCUCCUCUCAGUACCUCCCGCGACAGCGUCCUCGUUUUCACACCGUUCAGGAUCUCGACUUGGCUCUCAAUCAGGCCAUCGAGGGUCGUAUCAACAGCAAAAAUGCCUGGGCCUCGAAGGAAGCGAGUGACUUGCUUGAAGGUAUCACUCACACGAUCGAAAGUACACUGGAGGCCAACGCAGCGGACGAUUACUCGGGGUUCACAAAAGCAGCAACCGUGGUGGAGGGGUGCUCAAAGGUGUGGACCAUUCGGGUGGACAGUACAUAUCAACAAAGUAAUCAAAUGGUGCGACGCUUACUUCGGAAUGACGAUACCACGACUGCGAAUGGCAACGAGGAGGAGGGGGGACAAGAAGAGAGCGGUAACGAUGUGCUUUCAGGAAAAAGUAAGACCAAAAAGGGGAACGCUGUGGCCACAACACUGGCACGCACACUGGCUCUCAAUGCUGCAGAGAUUAACCUGGAUAGCAAGGCAAGAACGACUCUCACUCAAACCGGUAUCAAUGCCCAGUUUCGCGCUAUCACAGAGAAGUUUGACCAGGGUAACGCACAUGGGUUGUUAAUGAACAACGCACCAUUGGGGAGUAUGGGUAACCUUAUCCUUGACAUUGACUAUUCACGCUAUGUUGGUAAGGACGUUCGGGCUGAGUCUUCGUCUCGAAAGCGCAAAAAUCAUUCAGGGCGCGACUCUGGACGUGCAAGUGACAGCGCUGUAGCAGCUACUGGGGUAAAAAGGGAAAAUAAUGCAGAGACGGAUCAGAGUGAAGAAGCCGAUGACGCACUGAAAACACCUCGUUUAUCAUGGGCUUGUGUCGAAGAGGACACUGAGGUUGACGCCCAGGUGGAUGACCUACCGGAAUACAUCGCAUCACCAUUCCCGGAGUCCGCCAGCGACGGCCGCAUAAGUGACGCGGGAAGUAGUAACAAAUCCAAGAGUGUGCGCGGUAGUAUCAGAGAGCAUGCUGUGAGUGAGCUCUUAGCACUAUCACAUGCGGCGAUCAAACACGAAAUUAUUUCAACGGAAACAGCUUUACCGGCGAUAGAUAAUCCCAUGGUUUCAGGCCCCUCUGUGCUUGCCGCUAGCCAUGUUGGCGAUGCUGAAAGUCUUUCACAGGGUCCUCUCGGAAAAUCUGCGAAUGUGGACGACGACGGGUAUGAUUUUACCGGAAACGAUUACUGGGACGAAGCAGAUGGAGGUGCUGUUCAGGAAGAUGGAAAUUCUGGCGCUCUCAAUGCGGAUCAGGCUGCGGUGCAGUUGGUAUCAGGUGCUUAUGAAAUGCAAACUAUGGAUUCUCGGUUUGUUUACCCAUGUGCUGCAGUUGGAGACGGUAGUGCAGCUGGAGGGACCGUACAGCAACUUGCUUUAGAAGCCGAGGACCCUUCCUCAUGGUGCUCCCUUGCAGAUAUCCCAUCUCAUUCGCAUUCAUUGCUUGGUACGGCUCCCCGUUCGGAGCUUUCACGAUUGCAUCGUGAGCACAAAUUGCUCAGUCAGCCUCAGAGAAAACAGCUGCAAUCAAGCGCAAUAGCAGGUGCCACUGGUAGCAUGAAUGUGGGCUCGCCGGCGAAGCGUCCGAAGAAAGAGCGGACCGUCGUGUUCGACCUUGGCGAUACAGCCAAAUUUUCUUCUGACCCUCUUUCAAGGACUGCAUGCCCCAUUCCUUCGACGGACCCAAGCCGCCUUAAUGGGACUAGCAGUGUACUGAAGCAGAGUACCACCGUCGGCAAGAACAUGACUCCUUUAGGGAAAGAAGUCUUGAUUCACAAGGACGCCUCAAGCGUGGUACUAGCCUAUACGCAAAGCUCCGUACAGCGUAGCAAGGCCGAGGAAGCUAAUCUUGUGUUGCCGCCCCCGCCUGUUCCUGGUAAGACAAUACCAGGCUACCUACCUUACCCAGUGGAUAUCCCAAGCUUUUUUCAGCCUUUCUCAACAGCUGUUUCUGAGUGGAACUUGCUACGCAAAUCUGCAUCUGGACAGCUUAUGAUCGGUACCCGCUCGAGGAAUACCUCAAUACUCAAUGUUGGGUGUGCUAAGGGCGAUCAUGCAGCCUUAAAUGGUGUCGAUCAGCAGCGUUAUGAUGAUGGCGACACCGGUGAAGGGGGCUGCCUCGGUUACGAUAUGCCGAUGGAGUAUUUCCCCACAGGUGCUGAUCUGCUCGCGGAGCGGAGCGAGGAGGAUUACAUGGGCUACGACCUUGGUGGAGAGUUGGAGUAUUCCGGAAGCGACGACUACGACCCUGACAAGCUCCAACAUCAGGAGCAUCAGAGACUGCUCAUGCAAUUCGAAGCUCAAGCAGCAGCAGCGACGGUGGUUUCGUCGACUCGGACGAGCAAAAGUGAGGAGGGGGCCAUAGGAAGUGGCACCGGCGCGGAGUUGGAUCCUAUGGAACUCGUGCGCAUAUUCCGGUCACCCGAAGCAUUCUUGCCUACGCAGGUAGACGUGGUGAGGUUGCGCCAGGUCAUGUGGGAGGCCGUGCAGGAAUUACUGGGGGCUGGCUUAAAGAAAAAGGACCCGGAGUUACUCGCAGCUGAACCUUCCAAAAAGGAAAGUGAGGUCGGAGAGAGUGAAUCUGAUUCCCAUCAAGAGGACGAGGAAUCUGAUCAACCACCCACCGCGAAAGGCAAUCUAAAUCGAGAGUUUGGUAUGCUGAAGCGACACAUGCAAUCGAUUCUUCAGCCGCUCAAGAAAAAGAAACAACACACAGAUCUAAAUCGCAUGCAAGAGCAAGAAUGCAAAGAGAAUGAAGAAAGCGGUCGAGAAAGGAGUCUCAACGUCACGGGGGUUAGUAAUGUUAAUAAGGUAAAUGAUCUAGGGGAUGGAAAUAUGGAAAUCACAGACAAGGCAGCCUCAGAAUCUUCCAUGCUCCGUUUUAGCGAUGUUGUUGGUAAGCUGCUGCCUGUCGUCCAGAGCAUCAGCUCAACGGGAACACUGUCUCCUGCAUUUUUUUUCUUUUCUAUCCUCUUCUUGGCCAAUGAACACAAUUUAGUUCUGGAAAAUGUGAGUGAGCUAGAUAAUCUUAUUAUUCGUGGUAUUGCGAAGCUUUCACCAAAAGUACCCGUAUAA
Phytomonas sp. EM1 is the source of this 3249-nucleotide messenger RNA. The record is from the annotation of a GenBank genome assembly. Lineage: Eukaryota; Euglenozoa; Kinetoplastea; Trypanosomatida; Trypanosomatidae.